This is a messenger RNA of Dicrocoelium dendriticum, 1369 nucleotides long. NCBI's taxonomy places the organism in Eukaryota, Metazoa, Platyhelminthes, Trematoda, Plagiorchiida, Dicrocoeliidae. The record is from the annotation of a GenBank genome assembly.
GCUGACAAUGGUCCCUGGGGCGGUAGAGAAAUCCGAGACGAAGCACGAUGUAACAGAUACUGACAGUGAUUCUGAUGAUUCAGCUCCAGAACUUGUUGAUUCUAAGGAACAGGGUGACGCAUCGAAAACCAGUGCUUUGCCUGACGAUUCAUGCAGAAACAAGCAGUCAAGGAGCGAGAAAAAAGCGAGGAGAGCCAUCUUGAAACUCGGUUUAAAGCCGACAUCCGGCAUAUGUCGUGUUACUAUUCGGAAAGCGAAGACCAUUAUGUUUGUCAUCAGCCAAGCGGAGGUUUACAAGUCUUCUGCUUCUGACACCUACAUUAUAUUCGGCGAAGCCAAAGUGGAAGAUAUGUCUGCGCAAGCACAAAUAGCUGCUGCCGAGAAGUUACGUUCUCAAGGUAUGGGUGGUCCCGGAUUUGGUGGGUGCAGCGCUUCCAGGGACUCAGGCGUCAUUUCAAAGUCUGUUAUUACCGAAGAAUCUGAAGAUGAUGAGGAACCCGAUGCCACCGGUCUGGGAGAGAAAGAUAUUGAGCUGAUCAUGCAACAAGCCAGUGUUUCGAGGAGUAAGGCUAUAAGAGCAUUACGAGAAAACGACAAUGAUAUGGUCAACGCUAUCAUGUCACUCACCGUUUGAAUUCUUUCAGCCACGAAUCAAAUACAGAAAUAAUGAAUUCUUGCACUGUUUUGCUUCACUGAAUUUCUAUAGCGUGUUGGCCUCUGUCACGCUCCGAUUUUGCUAAUCUGCAAUUUCAUAUAAUUCAUGAAAAUUGAGCCUACUGACCAACAAUGUUGAUUUAUUUUUGAUCUUUGUGUCUCCAGCCCAUCUACUGCACAUGUUUCCAGGCCGCAUUUCCCUCCUGUUACCGCCUUAUAUGUAAGUCUCACUCAGAUAUCUGAUACGUUCCAGCUUCGGGGGCCGGUGUUCAGUCAAUUCGGGUCCCACAUGCAGACUUCUGUUUAUCACCACGCUUUAUUGUAGCCAUUCCCAUUAUCGGCUGUUUGAUGAUUUCAUCUGACCACAAGUUACGUCGCUCUUUCAUCUCCCGGGCUCCCAUUUUAGGCGACAUAAACAAGCAAUAUAGUUUAUGUACCAAACCUCGGCCACCGUUUCACAUUGUUUUUUCGGUGUUCGAACGCUUCAUCACUUGUUCUAACCACGCUUUCCUUAAGUCAUGUGUUGUAUCUCAGAAGCGUGCAUACAAGCCAGCUGCUUUCUGCUGUUAUUCUCCGGUUUCAGCCAAACAGGUUGUGCGGAUCGUAUCUUCGUCCCCUUCCAACUUCACUUUCAUCCCAUCCUUUUCAACCCCCCAAUUCUUGGCCCUCCCCAUCUUGCUUAAAUGGUCGCUUGUUUUCUAGUUUCAACUCACAC